Messenger RNA from Epithele typhae, 690 nucleotides. RefSeq lists its product as uncharacterized. The transcript is spliced from 7 exons. Gene Ontology annotation, molecular function: acyltransferase activity, transferring groups other than amino-acyl groups. The coding region runs from base 1 to 690 and encodes 229 amino acids. The record is from RefSeq and is a predicted model, not a curated record. Lineage: Eukaryota; Fungi; Basidiomycota; Agaricomycetes; Polyporales; Epitheliaceae.
AUGGGCGAGAAAACACCGCUCCUACUACCGCACGUCUCCGACGGACUGCCCGUGGUCGAGCCCCUUCGAUACUCCGAAACAUGGACAGCGGCAGACAUGCUGUACCGCGCGUUCGAGAAAAACACCGAGAAGCGUUACUUUAACGACGCCGACUUCGGGCCGCACAUACGGGCACGUCGCGACAAGCCGCACGUUUGGUGGCCGCUGCUCCUGCUGGUGCGCGCGCAGAGAGCUCUGACGGUCGACCACGGAAACGCGCUGCUGUCUUACGCUCGACCUGGGGAGAAAACGCCCGGCGGAUGGCUCGUGAAUCUGCUGAGGCCCCUCAUACGGCUUGCGAUGCCAAAGGAGUGCAGAAAGCGGAGGAACGAGUUCGUCGAAGCGAUGAAGAGGCUGGAAGAGGAGGCGUUGGGCGACAGGGCGAAGGAGAUGUUCACGCUCGCGGGGCUCGGGACCGCGCCGGAAGCGCAGGGGAAAGGGUACGCGAGCGCGCUGGUGCGGUGUCUGCUCGCGAUGGCGGACGCGGAAGGACGAGCGACGUCCGUGAUGACGACUGAUGCAGCUGGCUUUUAUGCGUUGCAUGGUUUCGUGCUGGUUGGCGAGACCUGGAUUGCGAAGGACAAUCCGAAGUACGAUGGUCCACCGGUGCCUGUGCGCGUUAUGAUUCGGGAGGCAAGAAAGACGGGAUAA